AUGGAAGAAUCCUCAGAAUCAGACUACGAAAGUACAGCAACCAGCAGGUUAUUUACCGGCAGGAUUCCUUACCCUACCAACGCCGGCGAUUAUAAAAUCCUCGAUCAACUCAGCAAUGGCACCACCGCCGUCGUCCACAGAGCUGAGUGCCUUCCCAAGAAAACGUUUGUGGCAAUCAAGAUCAUCAAUCUCGACAUCACUGAAAAGAAGCUCGACAUCAACCAUAUUGUAGCAGCCAGCAGCAAGCUUCCUGAUCAUGACUGCAUCCUCAAACCCCACUGCCACUUCAUCGACGAUAAGAACAAGCUUUGGGUGGUUAUGCCCUACAUGGUCGGCGGAUCGGUAAUGUCGAUAAUGUCGACAGUCCCAGGAAGCAUGAAUCCGGACAUUAUCGCGUCGAUACUUCACCGAGUUCUUGGCGCAAUCACGGCUAUGCACGCCAUCGGUUUAUCACAUAUGGGCAUCAAGCCUGGGAACAUUCUUCUCAGCGAAACUGGGGAUGUUAGGCUGUCUGAUUACAAAGUUUCGACAUGGAAUUACGAAAAGGAAUUGCUGUGUGAUGUUUCUAGUACUUUGUCUUCUCCUUCUCCGGUGAUAGCUAUGCCGUAUUGGGUGGCGCCGGAGACUACGUCGGAGACUCUCGAUGCUCAAUUAGGGUUUAGCAGAACGGCUGAUUUAUUUUCUUUUGGUUUAGUUGCCCUGGAAUUACUCACCGGCCGGCCUCCGAUCGCCGUCUUCCCGGAAUCUCAACAGAUGCUUAGAAAGAUUAAAAAGAGGUUCAAUUUCUCCGAUAAAUGGGAGAAGGAAAGAGAGGCGAGGAAGAAGAGGAAGAAGUGCCCUGAUGAACUGAAGGAAAUGAUCAAUUCGUGUCUCCAACGGGAUCCAGCGAAAAGGGCGGGUUACGUGACACUGUUAUGCAAUUCAUAUUGCAGGGAGCAAACGAUUUUGGAGGACACUUUAAUGGUGGGUUUGUCGAAUGUUAGGGAAAGGUUUAAGCCAAUGGCGGCAGCGCCGCCGCCGCCGGUGAGGGGAAGUGUAUCUGCUGAAAGUUCGAUGCAGAGACCGAUUGUUGGGUGGGAAUACGACACGCAGAGGAUGGAAUUCGACCCUCUUUUUUUGGCAGAGACUGCGUUAAUGGCGGACAGCAAGUUUUUGAAAAAUGUGAGUUUGGGGGACGUGAUGAGUUGCGUUGAUAUUGAAAAGAAGUUGCAGACUAUGAGGACUGUCAAGGAGUUGUUGGAAGAACAGACUGCGAAAUUGAGUAGCAGAUUGGAGAGCAUUCGAAAUAGGCGUGAGUGCGAAGAGACUGCCGCCGCUGAACGGCCGCCGGCGCCGGCGCCGGAAAGAGGUGAAUGA
Messenger RNA from Andrographis paniculata, 1356 nucleotides. Its product is annotated as serine/threonine-protein kinase BLUS1-like. Gene Ontology annotation, molecular function: ATP binding; protein serine/threonine kinase activator activity; protein kinase activity. Gene Ontology annotation, biological process: protein phosphorylation. Bases 1 to 1356 code for a protein of 451 amino acids. NCBI's taxonomy places the organism in Eukaryota, Viridiplantae, Streptophyta, Magnoliopsida, Lamiales, Acanthaceae. The record is from RefSeq and is a predicted model, not a curated record. The transcript has a single exon.